GGAGGAGGAGCUAAGCGCGCGCUGUGCUCCGCUUCGAGACCUAAUCCUCAAUGACAGACGAGCUAAAGACAUCGCAGCUUCACCGCUGCUGACCCAACACGAUUAUAACCAUGAACUCCGAUAUAAGCAGCCCUCCGGCGAACAUUCUGGAAUAUCAGAAUGGGCACAAAGAUGUUGACACAAACAGCGUUGAAGACGAGCCCCUUCUCAGAGAAAACCCAAAGCGGUUUGUUAUUUUCCCCAUUCAGUAUCCCGACAUCUGGAAAAUGUACAAACAAGCCCAGGCUUCAUUCUGGACGGUUGAGGAGGUGGAUUUAUCGAAGGACUUGGUUCACUGGGACAGCCUGAAGUCUGAAGAGAAACACUUCAUAUCCCACGUGCUGGCUUUCUUUGCAGCGAGUGAUGGGAUAGUCAAUGAGAACCUGGUACAGCGGUUCAGUCAAGAGGUGCAGAUCCCAGAAGCUCGCUCCUUCUACGGCUUUCAGAUCCUCAUAGAGAAUGUGCACUCCGAAAUGUAUAGCAUGCUCAUCAACACCUACAUAAGGGAUCUAAAAGAGAGGGACUAUUUGUUUAACGCGAUUCACACCAUGCCUUGUGUACGGCGGAAAGCGGACUGGGCCUUACAGUGGAUCUCUGACACGAGCUCAACGUUUGGAGAGCGGUUGGUGGCAUUUGCGGCGGUGGAAGGCAUCUUCUUCUCUGGAUCAUUUGCUGCCAUCUACUGGUUGAAGAAAAGAGGCCUGAUGCCCGGACUCACCUACUCCAACGAACUCAUCAGCAGAGAUGAGGGUCUGCACUGUAAUUUCGCGUGUCUGAUGUACAGCUACCUGCUGAAGAAACCUUCUGCUGACAGAGUGAAGGACAUCGUCACAAAAGCUGUGAGCAUUGAACAGGAGUUCCUCACAGAAGCCUUACCCGUCGAUUUAAUCGGGAUGAACUGCUCUCUCAUGAAGCAAUACAUUGAGUUCGUGGCUGACCGGCUGCUAACAGACCUAGGGUUGCCCAAAGUUUACAAGUCAGAAAACCCUUUCGACUUCAUGGAGUCAAUUUCACUAGAGGGAAAAACGAAUUUCUUCGAGAAGCGAGUGGCUGAAUACCAGCGACUUGGAGUCAUGUCAAACGUGAUGGACUGUGAAUUCACCCUCGACGCAGAUUUCUAAGCAUGAACUAGAAGAAAAAUAUUAUUUAUUUUUGGGACAGUCUUGACGGUCAGCCAAGAAGAAAGUAAACAAUAAAAGCUUUUUAGGUGUUAUUUUGGUUUCUUUUUCUCAUUCAACAGGUGCAAAACUUCGAGGUUUUAAAUCUUUUGACAUUUUACUUGAUUACUGUAUUUAAGAGUACUUUUGGUGGAUUUAUUCUUCACGCAAGUGCAAUUUAAACUGACUACUUAUCUUUACAGUACUAUACACUCCUUAUGCGUUUUAUUUCAACUUUAUUUCAUUCAUCAUAUUUUCUUUUAUACAGUAAUCAGGUACGUUUGAGCUUCAAAACUUUGAUCAGGGAAGUGUCUGUCUUCAAUUUUUUAAGCCAUUUUAAUUCAUUAUUUUUGUCCGUUUUCAUACAACUGUCUGUGCAGAAUAUUAGCUGAAUGCAGGAGAUUUAAUGCAAAUAAAUCAUGAGAUUUUAAACACGUUUAAUAUUUUGAUGCCCGUGAUCGCUUUGUAUUUAUUAAAUGUUACAACUCUCCAAAAACAUUGGAUAAUGAAAAGUGGACAAGUGGUAUAAUAAUUAUGUACCGAGUAAUAAUAUGGGCUGUCCAUUAAUUGUUUUAGAAAAAAUUUAAAUUACAUAAUUUGCCUAUUAAAUCAAAGUAAAUUAAAAUCAAUUUACAUGCCCAUAUAAGAAAAUAACAUUUAAUGGGCCAAAUAAACAAUGAGAAAAGUUGAAUGAUUGUUAAAAACAGCUCAUUAAAUAGAAAGGACGUGAAGUCAGUAUUGCGUGUUUUAUUUCCAUGUCAGUCAACAUUAACUCAACAGUGUACUUGUGUUCUGUAUAGAAUAUGUUUCUUUCUGUAUCACAUCUCGUUCUGAAGAUGAAAAAAGGUCAAUUCUGUUAUUAUUUUACUGAUGCACAUGUCAUGACAGAGGUUUCUUUCUUCAGAUGGACAAUUUUUUUGUCCCUGUAAUACAGGACCCCUUCAAUAAAAGCCACAAAGUGUAAAGAGA
This is a messenger RNA of Puntigrus tetrazona (Sumatra barb), 2165 nucleotides long. RefSeq names its product ribonucleotide reductase M2 b (gene rrm2b). The record is from RefSeq and is a predicted model, not a curated record. The transcript is spliced from 9 exons. Gene Ontology annotation, molecular function: ribonucleoside-diphosphate reductase activity, thioredoxin disulfide as acceptor. Gene Ontology annotation, cellular component: cytosol. The coding region runs from base 111 to 1160 and encodes 349 amino acids. Gene Ontology annotation, biological process: deoxyribonucleotide biosynthetic process. Lineage: Eukaryota; Metazoa; Chordata; Actinopteri; Cypriniformes; Cyprinidae.